GGCAACAUGGCAGCUCCCAGUAUCUAACAACGUGUCUUUUUGUUGCUGUGGAUGAAAAAGUGUAAUACAGUAAUACGAUAACGCGCAUUCUCUGCUUCAUUGUCGCCGUAGUACAGAUCCUACCUCUCGGCAGCCAUGAAGACAAAAUCCUCUCACCACAAGGCCGAAAACACGUUCAAGUUUUUGACAUUUUCGGAAAGAUUAGCAAAUGUCAACAUUGACAUCAUACAUCGCAUUGACAGAACAGAAGCCUUUUCAGAGGAUGUUGAGACUUAUUUCUAUGAAGGUUUACAGAAAUGGAGAGAUCUCAACCUCACACAAAAUUUUGUUACGUUCUACAGGGAAGUGUCCAGCAAAUGCCAGUCAUUCCACAUGCUUGUUUACCACCAGACUGCCAUAGUGCAAAGUUUGAAGACGCACCUACAAGUGAAGAAUAGCCUUGCCUACCAGCCUCUACUUGAUCUGGUGGUCCAGCUGGCUCGAGAUCUUCAGGCUGAUUUCUACCCUCAUUUUCAAGAUUUCUUCAAAGCCAUUUCCUCCUUGCUUGACACAAAGGACACUGAACGAAUAGAAUGGGCCUUCACGUCCUUAUCCUACCUGUACAAAUACCUGUGGAAAAUUAUGGUGAAGGACAUGCCAGCAAUAUACAGCUUGUACAGUACACUGUUGGCUCAUCAGAAGGAGCACAUCCGAAACUUUGCUGCGGAGAGCUUUGCAUUUUUAAUGAGAAAGGUGUCUGAUUUGAAUGGACUAUUUAACUGCAUGUUCUUGGAUCUGAAGGAACAUCCCCAGAAGGCUGAUGGUUUGGGGCGGCUGCUGUUUGAGACAUGUAAAGGGGUCAGAAACAUGUUUCAUUCUUGUGCCACAAAGGCAAUACAACUCAUUCUACAGAAGAUAGGACCAGUAACUGAGAAAGAAGAGUCACUUCCCUGGACUUUGGUGGGAGAGGUUUUCAAGCACUUUGUGGAAUCUGCUACAUCAUAUAUUCAAAAAGAAGAAUUUGAGCCUCUUUUUAAUAAUAUUCAGAAUGCACUUAUGGAACUGGCAGGAAAAAUGAGUCCAGGUCAGAGUGCAGAAUGUUCAGAUCAAAUAGAACGGGUACUGGAAGCCUUGGAUAUCUUGGUAGAACAUGGCCACGGUUCAAAAGUCACUCAUCCAGAACGUAUCUGUACGACCCUGACAGACAUACUGCGAGUCCCACAAAUCUCGUCAUCUUGCUGUUGUAAACUUCUUUCCAUCAUUGCUACUUUACUUCUCAGUGAAAACAUCUCCUUAUCAGCCUCUGAGAUCGAAGGAGCUGUUACCAAGGUACUUGAGAGUGAUGUUUCAAGGGAUUUACUUUUGGAGUUCUCAGAAGAAAUGUUCAAUAUGAUGCAAUUUGAGCAGCAUCUCCUGCCAAGCCUCUUGCAGUAUAUUCUGCAGCUCUUUACUGAAGAGGACGGCUCAGCUAGAAGUGAGGCUCUGGCGAUCCUGACGAAGCUCAUUUUGGAAAAGGCGGAGCCGCCUGUUGUUGCUUCCCUUGCAUUUGAAAAAUAUCCCCUUGUGUUUCUGGAAAAGACUAACCCUGCUAAGCUGAGAAGUGGUGACAUCCAGGGAUCCCCUGUACUAGACUACGUCUUGUCUUUGGUGACGCUGUCCUCACAUGACAAUGUCCGUGAACUGUCCUAUUGUUGGUCUGCUCUGGUUGUUCUGCCUCAUCUAAGGCCUUUAGAAAAGGACAGAAUUCUUCCAGUUUUAUCCCAAUUCAUAGAGAAUGUUUUUUCUUUGAUGAACCAAACACUGUUUCCUCAAGAUGUCCUGCUUGUAGCCUGCCAAGCUGUGAGUACUCUUCUAAGUCUUGAUGAUUCGGCUGAUGUUCUGCAGGUGCUGCCCAUGGAAAGAGUGAAAAACCUGUUACUUGCCGCCCCCUCUGAUCCAUGUGCGUUAUUACUGGCUGAUCUGUACUGGACUAGACUAGUUUUCUGUGGCUAUCAAGCGCAACUUUCUCAUGACAUGAAGAUGGAGAUUUUUUCCAAGUUACAAUUUAAUUUAUCGAGCAACUCAUCAAAGGUGCGUCUAUUGACUAUACGGAUUUUACAUCACUUUUGUGAUCAACCGUCUGCAAGUCUAGAGGAAACUAGAGAAGGGGAGAACUUGUCAGUGUUUUCUAUACUCCUACAAGCUGAACUUGUCCCGGCUACUGUCCACGACUAUCGAGAAAAAUUACUACAACUUCGGAAACUUAGACAUGACCUUGUAAAAGCGGCAGCAAAGGAAGGUUUUCAGGAGGUACCAUUAAGAUAUUUGCUGGCCAUGCUUUAUGUGAACUUCAGUCCUCUCUGGGACCCAGUGAUUGAGUUGAUUGUUUCUCAUGCAAAUGAGAUGGAAAACAAAACUUUCUGGAAGGUGUUUUAUGAGCAUUUGGAAAAGGCCGCUGCUUAUGCCGAACGAGAACUACAGGAUGAGCAAAUAGAUGAGCUACAGUGCAACCAGGCAAAGGAUUCCCCUGGCUUUUAUGCUGGAGACAUUGGAGUUCUCUAUGGUGACAUGCUGAAAUGUAGGACAGAUGUAAAUGAGAGGACUGAUUAUACCAACUUUCGGUUUCUGCUGUGGAAAGCAAUGUCGCACUUCCCUGACAGGGUGGAACCACGGUCAAGGGAACUUUCCCCUCUUCUCCUGAGAUUUAUAAGCAAUGAAUACUAUCCAACAGAUUUGUUAGUAGCUCCUUCUCAAGACCUUCGGAAGUUUGACAAGGUGAAGGAUUGUACUGGGGAUCAAACCAUUGCUGAAGAUGUAGCGAUGGAAGAAGAAGAUAACACCGAAUUUGACGAGAUUGACAAUAUUGGAUCACACCCAAAGAAAACUAGAAGAGCUGCGUCAAAGCAACUGAUCGUUCAUUUAGGAGUUUUUUCCAAGUUUUCAAAUCCACGUGCGUUAUAUCUGGAACCCAAGUUAUAUGAGCUCUAUACCCAGCUGCUGUGCCAUCAAGAUCAAAACGUACAAAAAGUUGCCUUGGAUUGUGUGCUGAGCUACAAACACCCACAUAUUCAACCCUACAAGGAAAACCUGCAGAGGUUGCUGGAAGAUAAAAAUUUUAAGGAGGAAAUUGUCCAUUUCAGCAUUUCAGAGGAGAGCUCUAUAGUGAAGCCUAUGCAUAGAGCAGACCUAAUGCCUAUGCUCAUGAGAAUAUUAUAUGGACGCAUGAGAAGCAAAACAGGCAGCAAAACACAGGGCAAGUCAGGCGCUGGAACACGAAUGUCAAUUGUUCUCCGUUUCUUAGCUGGUUCCCAGUCUGAAGAGAUUAGGAUGUUCUUAGAUCUUCUGUAUGAGCCUGUGAAACAUCUGAAGGAUGGCAGCUGUCUGGCACUGGUACAACAGUCUGUGGAACAGGUGGACCUCUCUAAGGUUCUGCCACUUGGACGACAGCACAGCUUACUCAACAGUUUGGAGGUCGUUCUUAAAAAUUUAGGUCACUUGAUCAGCCCCUUCUUGCCAGAGAUGCUCCAGAUUUUACUUUGCUUUACAGCAUCCGUGUCUCGUGUUCUUGAACAGAAAGAAAAGAUUCAACUUAAGUUUAUUAAUCCACUAAAAAAUUUGAGACGUCUGGGAAUGAAACGCUUAUUAGAAUUUUUCACUGAUUUUGACACCUACCCCUACACUGCUGAGGAGAUUGAUGCUGUAUUUGUUGCUAUGGUUUGGCCUCAGAUUUGCAGGCUGGCAUUGGAAAGUCAGCAUUCUCCUUCUUUUGUUCUAAAGUUAAUUCAUGUUUGGAGUCAGUCUUCCAGGUAUUUUCCUUUACUUGCUAAACAAAAGCCUGGGCAGCCCGAGUUUGAUGUACUCCUGAAUGCAUUUUCUCUGCUCUCUACAAAGAAUUUAUCUGACACGACAGCAGGUGUAAUCAUAGAUAUAACUAGUAAUCUGCUGAACAGCCCGGACUUUGAAGAAACUGAAAGCCUCACACGUUUGGUUGUCAAUGACUGUGUUGUUCAUGAUGCCACAAACAUCAGUGAUGAGUGCCCAACCUUUGGGGUGAAGCUGGUUUUACCCAAUGUGCGAGUGCUCUUACAGUAUCUCUGUAAGAGCAUGCUGAAUGCAGAAAAAAUCAAGAAGAAGAAAUUUAGUGCACAAGUCAGCAAGGAGCUGAGCAUCCUAUCAAGGAUCAGCAAAUUUAUCCAAGACAAAGAACAGAGUAAUUUACUCAUAGGGCUCCUUAUAUCCUACUUGCAUAAAGGUAACUUGGCUCAGGACACAGAAGUGGACAUCCUGGAGACUGUGCAGAACUUGCUGAGACACUGUCUGAAGCGCACAAGUUUCUUAAAGCCACUAGCCAAACUGUUUGCUGUGAUCCAGAAUAAGCUAUCCCGGCAGACCCUUUGUACUACUUUUCAGGUGCUCUCUGAACUUGAUCCUCAGUUACAGUACAUCACCGAUGUUGUUGUCAAGUUAAAUGCAUAUGAUCAGAGACAUUUGGAUGAUAUCCACUUUGACGUUCGAUUAACAGCCUUCCAAAAAGCAACUUCCUUUAUUAAAGAGAUGAAAUCUAUAGAUUUGAACUACAUUCUUCUACUUAUGCACAACUGUUUCUACACAAUCCAGCUUGGCGAUAUGUCUUUGAGUGACAAUGCAGGGCUACUCCUUACCAGUAUUAUGAAGCUGCUAGCAGCAGUAAAGCACACAGAGGAGGAGUACCGGGAGAUCAUUCAGCGCACUCUGCUUGACAGCUUGAAGAUUGGCCUCAAAAGUAAAGUUGAGACUAUUCAGCAGGAUUACACUACUUUACUCUCUAACUUGAUCCGAACAUUUCCUAAGCAUCCAGAGUUCUCUGACUUGGUUCAGCUUACAGAUUACAAUGAUCCUGAAAUGGACUUUUUUGAGAAUAUGAAACAUAUUCAGAUCCACAGGAGAGCGCGAGCAUUGAGAAAACUAGCAAAGCAUUUAACUGAAGGAAAUGUAGUGCUGUCCUCCAGAUCCCUGCAAAAUUACAUAAUGCCGUAUGCAACCAGCACUGUAUUUGAUGAGAAAAUGCUUAAGCAUGAACAUAUGAUCAAUGCCUCAGUGGAAAUGAUUGGCUCUGUGUGUAAAAACCUGUCCUGGUCUGCAUACAUGUAUUAUUUAAAACAUUUUAUUCAUGUGCUUCAGAUGGGACAAAUCAAUCAAAAACUGGGAGUCAGCUUACUGGUGACUGUGCUCGACGCUUUUCACUUUGAUUAUAUGACUAUGGAGAAGCAACUUCAAGCAGUUGAGAUAAAAGGCAGUAAACGCGAUCUAAAAGAGAACAAUGUGGAAGAUGAGUUAAUGGAGUUAGAGCAUGAAGAGGAGGAAGAGCAGAUGGACACUCAGGGAGCAGCCCCCACCAAUAAAGAGAAUGAGCCCCCUUGUAAGCAGCAAGACAACAAUCCCAAAAACAAGCAAGUCUUGAACUCUCUUCCAAGAAAUAAAGAAGAUCUGGUCUCACUUAUUAGUCAUAUUCAGGAGACUGUGGCAAAUAACAUAAUUCCAAAGCUGCAGAAGUGUAUUGAUGCAAAGAUUAAAAGUGAGGAAGAGCACAAACUUGUGAAAAGCAAAGUAGUUAAUGAAGAAGAAGUGGUCCGUAUUCCAAUAGCAUUUGCUUUAAUCAAGUUGAUGCAGACACUUCCACAAGAGGUUAUGGAAGUCAAUCUGCCAAGCAUCCUGUUAAAGGUGUGUAUUCACCUGAGAAACAGAGCACAGGAAAUUCGUGACAUUGCAAGAAACACUCUAAUUAAGAUCAUAGAAACACUCGGGCCUCGUUACCUGCAAUAUGUAUUAAACGAGAUGCAGACGGUCUUAGUUAAAGGAUACCAGGUUCAUGUGCUAACAUUUACAGUAAACUUACUGCUGAAAGGCCUUUCUUCCAGACUGAAGAGUGGAGACUUGGAUGGUUGCAUUGAGUCUCUAAUUCAGAUAUUUAACCAUGAAUUGUUUGGGUCCAUUGCGGAGGAAAAAGAAGUAAAAGGAAUAGUCUCUAAAGUCAUGGAAGCCCGAAGCAGCAAAAGCUAUGACUCUUAUGAACUUCUUGCACAGUUUGUUGGAAAGGAUCAUGUUAUAAAAGUGAUCCUUCCCAUGAAAGAGGUGUUGGAGAAAACCACAAGUCUAAAACUGGCUCGUAAAGUCCAUGAAGCUUUCCGCAGAAUUGUUUUUGGCUUAAUAGCCAAUGAAGACAUGACUGCACAGUCCAUCCUUCUGCUCAGUUACGGCCUCGUCAGUGAAAAUCUUCCUCUCUUAACCGAUCAAGAAAAGAACAAAAACUUAGAGAUGCCUCCCCCAGAUCCUCGCCUUCCACCAAAGAGUUGUUUGAUAAUCCAGCCUCCUCCUCCACGUGGUGGUGUGAAAGCUGCUGUUAGCACCAAGACUAACAUGCAUGUUCUUGUAGACACUGGACUGAAGCUUCUGUAUAUGAGCUUAAGAAAGUCCAAAGUGAACUCUUCUGAGGAGCAAGCACUGGAAAUGCUGGAUCCCUUUGUUCCCAUGCUGAUCGGCUGCCUGCAGUUCAGGGAUGUCCAGGUUAUCACCGGUGCUUUGCAGUCUCUGAUCUGGAUGUUGAAGUUUUCUUUGCCAUCUGUCCAGCAGAAUACACAGCAGCUAAUUAAACAGCUUUUCCUUUUGUUAAAUGAUUAUGCUAAAGCUGGAGUAGCCAGAGGGCAGAAUUUCCACCUGGUAGUCAGUUGUUUUAAGUGUGUUACCAUACUGGUACGACAUAUGAAGGGAACCAUCACUGAGAAGCAGCUACAGGUCUUACUUGGAUAUGCCGAGGAGGAUCUUUACGAUUCAUCACGUCAGGCCACAGCUUUUGGAUUGUUGAAAGCUAUAGUAUCUAGAAAACUUAUUGUUCCUGAGAUGGAUGAGGUGAUGAAGAAAGUGGCAAAGUUGUCAGUCACUGCCCAGAGUGACCCAGUGAGAGUCCAGUGUCGUCAGAUAUACCUAAAGUAUUUGCUAGACUAUCCACUUGGAGAAAAUCUCAAACUCAACUUGGAAUUUAUAAUUGCCCAAUUAAGUUAUGAAUAUGAAACAGGGCGGGAUUCUGCCUUGGAAAUGAUCGCUUAUCUGUUCCAGACUUUCCCAGCGGGAAUACUUAAUCAAUUCUGUGGACUUAUGUUUGUGCCACUUGCUUUGCUGAUGGUCAACGAUGAUUCGACAAAGUGUAAAAAAAUGGCCGCCUUGGCAGCAAAAUCACUUCUUGGCAAAGUCGAUAAUAAGCAGAAGGACUUGAUGUUUUCACUGACUACACAAUGGUUGAAUAAUGAAAAGUCCUCUCACAAGAGGUUGGGUGCUCUGACCUGUGGGUUGUUUGUUGAAGUUGAAGGAGUUGAAUUUGAGAGGAGACUUAAAGCUGUUCUGUCAAAAAUUGAAAGCGAGAUUGAUCCUAUACACUUUGAGGAUUUAAAGGAGGAGACUGAAGAAAAGGCAGCAGACAGAUUACUGUUCAGUUUACUGACUCUGCUUACCAAGCUGAUCAAGGAGUGCAAUGUUAUGCAGCUGCCAAAGCACCUAGAGAUCACGCAUAAAAUAUGUGCUCACGUUCAGUCCCAUUUAUGGUACCCCCACAGCUGGGUCUGGUUAACCUCUUCCCAGAUUUUUGGACAGUUGUUUUCCCUUCAAAAACCAGAUGAACUGGUCAGUAAAUGGAUGGCUAGGAAAACAAAGAAAAAGAAAAGCCAACCUGAGUGCUCAGACUUGUUCUUAGCUGAUCAGCUGGAAACAAAGAUGAAGGAUCUUGCUCUUGCCUUCUGCCAUCAGUUGAAGUCAAAAUUUCUUGACCAGACGCUGGGGGAACAGGUUAUAAAGAAUUUAUUAUUUGUGGCGAAAGUGAUGUAUCUCCUCCAUCCUGAAGUGGAGGACACCCAGACAGUUACUGAAGAGGAAAUCAAUGACCAGGGUGAGAAAGAAGAUGGCUCUGAGGAUGAGGAGGAUGCUGAAAAAGAGACCAGUGAUGAGAAAGUUGCCACCUUGAUGUGGCUUAUGAAAAAGCUUUCCAUACUGGCCACGAGGGAAGCGGCGCACACACCAAAAAUUCCACUGAAAAGAAUAUGUAUAUUUAAAUUCCUGGGAGCAAUAGCAGUAGAUCUUGGAAAUGAAAAAGUGAAGCCAUUCCUGCCAACUAUCAUUGCCCCACUCUACAGAGAACUGAACAGCACAUAUGCAGACCAAGACCCUACACUGAAAAACCUCUCUCAAGAAAUCAUUGAGAUUCUGAAAAGCUUGGUUGGAUUGGAGUGUUUCUCCUGGUCUUUUGCUAGCGUACAGAAAGAAGCCAAUCUAAGGAGGGUUAAGAGGAAAAAGCAAAAAGCACUGCAGGCGGUAGCAAAUCCUGAAGUAGCAGCCAAGAAAAAGCUAAAGAAACACAGGAAUAAAAUUGAAGCUAAGAAGAGGAAAAUAGAGUUUCUGCGACCUGGAUAUAAAGCCAAGAGGCUACGCGGCCAUUCUCUCAAAGACUUAGCAAUGGUGGAAUAAUAGUGGCUAAGACACAUCAUAAAUAGGGAUGAGCGAAUCGACUUCGGACGAAACAUCUGAAGUCAAUUUGCAUAAAACUUUGUUUGAAUACUGUACUGAGCGAGCGCUCCGUACAGUAUUAGAAUUGUAUUGGCUCAGAUGAGCCGAAGUUAUUAAUGCGCGAAGUCUCGCGAGACUUCUGGUAUUAACUUCAGAAAUUAAUUUCUACUGUUAAAAACCUUUUACCGAACUCUGGUUCGGCUCCAACUUGGAUUCGUUCAUCCCUAAUCAUAAACAUUGCUUAAUGCUAUGGAUGCACAUAUAAAAACAAGUAACAGAGAAAAAUUGUUGGCGUUUUGUAUGUGAAUCCAUGUGUGUUGUGCUGCUAGAAAAAAAUUAGUACAGUUUAAUGUACAUUACAAUUAAA
Messenger RNA from Bufo bufo (common toad), 8854 nucleotides. RefSeq names its product UTP20 small subunit processome component (gene UTP20). NCBI's taxonomy places the organism in Eukaryota, Metazoa, Chordata, Amphibia, Anura, Bufonidae. The transcript has 62 exons. The record is from RefSeq and is a predicted model, not a curated record. Gene Ontology annotation, cellular component: nucleolus; small-subunit processome; 90S preribosome. Bases 136 to 8448 code for a protein of 2770 amino acids.